This is a messenger RNA of Penaeus indicus, 1893 nucleotides long. RefSeq names its product putative ammonium transporter 3. Gene Ontology annotation, biological process: ammonium homeostasis; ammonium transmembrane transport. The record is from RefSeq and is a predicted model, not a curated record. The transcript is spliced from 13 exons. NCBI's taxonomy places the organism in Eukaryota, Metazoa, Arthropoda, Malacostraca, Decapoda, Penaeidae. Gene Ontology annotation, cellular component: plasma membrane. Bases 1 to 1893 code for a protein of 630 amino acids. Gene Ontology annotation, molecular function: ammonium channel activity.
AUGGGGGACAACGAGAGUGAUGACGUCACAACCACCCCCAACCCUGGAGUGUCGAGCAACACGGAAAUUCUCACUAGGACAAUGAGUGAGAUCUUCAGUAUACCUCGCGAAAUAUUCUCAACUCCUGAAAACUCCACGGAGACAAACCUGCAAACAGAUGUUCUGAGCUUCGCCCAGACCGUCAUGGGGCUGAACGCCAGCGGCGGGCAGACGGCGGCGGCGCUGGAGUCGUCGGACAUCCUCAACAGCUCCGUGUUCGAGGCCGCCGUCCUGCCGAUCAACCUGACGGACGCCUUCAACAUCAGCGACCUGUCUCCUCCGCCCAACAUCACGAUGCCCAACUCCCGCGGCGGGGGCGUGGCGCAGGACAGCUUCGGGGACGACGCCGCCUGGAUCCUCACGGCCACCUUCAUCAUCUUCACCAUGCAGUCAGGUUUCGGGCUGCUGGAGUCGGGCGCCGUGUCCAUGAAGAACGAGGCAAACAUCAUGGUGAAGAACGUGGUGGACGUCGUCCUCGGGGGCAUCACCUACUGGCUCUUCGGGUACGCGCUGUCCUUCGGCGAGUCGGAGUGGACGAACCCCUUCUGCGGGUGGGGCGGCUUCGCUCUCAACCCCAGCGAGGAGGAGAUGGGCAAGGUCUACACCACCUUCUUCUUCCAGCUCUCGUUCGCCACCACCGCCACCACCAUCGUCUCCGGCGCCGUCGCGGAGAGGUUCAACUUCGUCGCCUACGUCAUCUUCUCCGCCGUGAACACCGUGGUCUACUGCCUGCCGGCGGGCUGGCUCUGGGGCUCCCACGGCUUCCUCUACCAGCUCGGGGUAGUCGACAUCGCCGGCUCCUGCGGCGUGCACCUCUGCGGGGGGUCGUCGGCCCUAAUCGCCUCGAAGCUCGUGGGUCCCCGCAUCGGGCGCUACGACGACGGCGAGGACCCUCUGCCGAUGGGGUCGCCGACGAACGCGAUCCUGGGGAUGUUCAUGCUGUGGUGGGGCUGGCUGGGCUUCAACUGCGGCAGCACCUUCGGCAUCACGGAAAACAAAUGGAAAUACGCCGCCCGCACCGCCGUCACUACCCUUCAGGCGAGCAUCGGGGGCGGCUUGGCGGGGAUGAGCCUUUCGUGGUACAAGAACCAUAGGCUGGAGAUCGGGGACGUCGUUAACAGCGUUCUAGGGGCGCUUGUUAGCAUCACGGCCGGCUGCGCCCUCUUCACCACGUGGGAGGCCCUCUUCAUCGGCAUCGUGGGCGGCCUGAUCGCUGUCCUAGCGAUGCCCCUCUUCGACAAGCUUCACAUCGACGACCCUGUGGGAGCGACGUCCGUGCAUGGCCUAUGUGGAAUCUGGGCGAUGAUCUCCAUAGGCCUCUUCGUCAAGGCGGAUUCUCUCCUCGGCAUGACAGGAGGCAAGGCUGGUCUCUUUCGGGGCGGUGGUUUCUACCUCCUCGGCGUGCAGACUCUAGCUUGCGUUGUGACCUCCGUCUGGUCUAUGUCUAUCACCUACAUGCUGCUUACGUUCAUCGACAAAUUCGUGGUAAGCAUCAGGAUGUCGGAGUGGGAAGAGCUAGUCGGUGCCGACUUCGCCGAACACGGAAUCAGACGUCGAGGAGUCGGAGUAUCACGCGCCGUGUCCGUGUUAGGAUUCCAUCACAAUGGCUUCGACUACAGUGACAUCGCGCCUCAAGGAGACAACCCUUGUCACCAGAUGGUCCUCAACAACCUGGAGAACCUCCGCUCCCGCCGCGCCUCCACCGUGUCGAAGGCCAUCCAGCAGGUGACGAAGCAGAAGAACGGCAAGCUCCCGGAACUGGUCAUUAACAGCCACGACCUGAAGAACGGCAGCGCCCGCAACAACGACAUCACGCCCAUCGAGCUCCCGGACACAUUCAACGCCUGGCCCUGA